GGAAGAACUCGAGAAAACCAGCGUAUUAUAAUGCUGGCAGACCUGCCAGGUGCGUAGACGGUUGGAUAUAGAUUCUAAAAGCCGCGUUAUAGCACAAGGCUCUCGUGUAUGAGAUUGAAGACGAAUCCUCAAACCUUGAUGAGAUGCCCUUGAUGAUGUCAGAGGAAGCUUUUGAAAACGAUGAAAGUGACUAUCAGACACUGCCCAGAGCCAGAGUAGGUCAGAGACGGAGAGGAUUGGCCUGGUUCCUCUGUGGUGGAUGGAAGGUCCUGUGCAGCAGCUGUUGCGAAUGUCUGGUUCACACAUGUCGCAGGAAGAAGGAGCUAAAGGCUCGGACAGUCUGGCUUGGACAUCCCGAGAAAUGUGAAGAGAAGUACCCCAAAAAUGCCAUCAAGAACCAGAAAUACAACAUCGUCACUUUUGUGCCAGGGGUUCUCUACCAGCAAUUUAAGUUCUUCCUCAACCUGUAUUUUCUGGUGGUGGCUUGUUCUCAGUUUGUCCCAUCGUUGAAGAUCGGAUAUUUGUAUACCUACUGGGCCCCGUUGGCUUUUGUGUUGUCCGUCACCAUGGUGAGAGAAGCAGUUGACGAAGUUCGGCGAUGCAGGAGAGAUAAAGAGAUGAACUCGCAGCUGUACAGUAAACUUACAAUGAGAGGGAAGGUUCAAGUCAAGAGCUCAGACAUACAGGUCGGAGAUUUAAUCAUUGUGGAAAAGAAUCAGAGAAUUCCUGCUGAUAUGAUUUUCCUGAGAACUUCUGAGAAGACCGGGUCGUGUUUUAUCAGAACAGAUCAGCUGGAUGGAGAGACGGACUGGAAACUGAGAGUCGCUGUUCCUUGCACUCAGAGACUAUCUGCUUUAGGGGAUCUCUUUUCCAUCAGCGCUUACGUUUACGCCCAGAAGCCCCAACUGGACAUUCACAGUUUUGAAGGAAACUUCACAAGGGAGGACUGCGACCCUCCCAUCCACGAGAGCUUGAGCAUCGAGAACACGCUGUGGGCCAGCACCGUGGUGGCAUCCGGUACUGUCAUAGGUGUAGUGAUAUACACCGGGAAAGAGACCAGAAGUGUGCUUAAUACUUCGCAGUCUAAAAACAAGGUGGGGCUGCUGGACCUUGAGUUAAACCGCCUGACGAAAGCUCUGUUCCUUGCUCAGGUGGUUCUGUCUGUUGUUAUGGUCGCUCUGCAGGGAUUUCUAGGGCCUUGGUUUCGUAACCUCUUCCGUUUCGUGGUUCUGUUCUCGUACAUCAUCCCCAUCAGUCUGAGAGUAAAUCUGGACAUGGGGAAGUCAGCAUAUGGAUGGAUGAUAAUGAAGGAUGAGAAUAUUCCUGGUACUGUGGUCCGAACAAGCACCAUACCAGAGGAGCUUGGACGACUGGUAUACCUUCUCACAGACAAAACGGGCACUCUAACGCAGAAUGAAAUGGUAUUCAAACGCCUCCAUCUCGGUACCGUCUCGUACGGAAUGGACACCAUGGACGAAAUCCAGAGUCACAUCAUACAGUCCUAUGCUCAGGUGAGCACGACACAAUCCAACGGCAGUAGCGAGAGCUCCACGCCCUCCCGUAAGCCUCAGCCACCUGCGCCGAAGGUCCGGAAGAGCGUGAGCAGUCGGAUCCACGAAGCAGUGAAAGCCAUUGCUCUCUGCCACAACGUCACGCCGGUGUACGAGUCCCGAUCUAACGGUGCCAGCUCUGAGCCAGAGAGCACAGAGGCCGACCAGGACUUCAGCGACGACAACCGAACUUAUCAAGCCUCUAGUCCUGAUGAGGUGACCCUCGUGCGUUGGACAGAAAGUGUUGGUUUGACUCUAGUGAACAGAGACCUGACAUCCCUCCAGCUGAAGACCCCAGCUGGACACAUCCUGACAUACUACAUCCUCCAAAUCUUCCCAUUUACCUCUGAGAGCAAACGCAUGGGCAUCAUCGUCAGGGAGGAGGCUACCGGUGACAUCACGUUUUACAUGAAAGGGGCCGAUGUUGCCAUGGCGAGCAUUGUACAGUACAAUGAUUGGUUGGAGGAGGAGUGUGGGAACAUGGCCAGAGAAGGACUGCGGACGCUGGUGGUGGCCAAGAAAUCACUGACUGAAGAGCAGUACCAAGACUUUGAGAGUCGGUAUAACCAGGCGAAGCUGAGUAUUCAUGAUCGCGCUCUGAAGGUGGCAGCAGUGGUGGAGAGUCUGGAGAGAGAGAUGGAGCUUCUCUGUCUCACUGGGGUGGAGGAUCAGCUUCAGGUUGAUGUCAGGCCCACGCUGGAGCUCCUCCGCAACGCUGGGAUCAAGAUUUGGAUGUUAACAGGAGACAAACUUGAAACUGCUACAUGUAUCGCCAAAAGCUCCCGUUUAGUGUCCAGAAGUCAAGAUAUCCACGUCUUUAGACCGGUGUCCAAUCGUGGUGAGGCUCAUUUAGAGCUGAACGCCUUCAGGAGGAAACACGACUGUGCCCUGGUCAUCUCCGGAGACUCUCUGGAGGUGUGUCUACGAUACUAUGAGCAUGAGUUUGUGGAGUUGGCGUGUCAAUGUCCCGCUGUGGUUUGCUGUCGCUGCUCUCCCACGCAGAAAGCUCAGAUUGUUCGAUUGCUUCAACAACACACGGCCAACAGAACAUGUGCCAUAGGUGAUGGAGGAAAUGAUGUCAGCAUGAUCCAGGCAGCAGACUGUGGUAUCGGUAUUGAAGGGAAGGAGGGAAGACAGGCGUCCCUUGCUGCAGAUUUCUCCAUAACCCAGUUCAAGCACAUCGGCAGGUUGCUGAUGGUACACGGCCGCAACAGCUACAAACGCUCGGCGGCUCUCGGCCAGUUCGUCAUGCACCGCGGCAUGAUCAUCUCCACCAUGCAGGCUGUGUUCUCAUCCAUCUUCUACUUUGCAUCUGUUCCUCUGUAUCAAGGAUUCCUCAUGGUUGGUUAUGCCACCAUCUACACCAUGUUCCCUGUCUUUUCUCUGGUGUUGGACCAGGAUGUCAAACCUGAGAUGGCUCUGCUCUAUCCUGAGCUCUAUAAAGACCUCACCAAGGGCCGCUCCCUGUCCUUUAAGACCUUCCUGCUUUGGGUUUUGAUAAGUGUAUAUCAAGGGGGCAUCCUGAUGUACGGUGCCCUGGUGUUGUUUGAUCAGGAGUUUGUGCAUGUGGUGGCGAUCUCCUUCACUGCCCUCAUCCUCACCGAGCUGCUCAUGGUGGCGCUCACGGUUCGCACCUGGCAUUGGCUCAUGGUGGUGGCUGAACUCUUCAGUCUCGCCUGCUACCUCGCCUCCCUCGCCUUCCUCAAUGAAUACUUUGGCAUAGGUCGUGUGACCUUAGGAGCUUUCCUGGAUCUUUCGUUCAUCACGACGCGGGUGUUCUUAUGGAAGGUGUGCGUCAUCACGCUGGUCAGCUGUCUGCCUCUCUACAUCAUCAAAUAUCUGAAGCGGAAGUUCUCGCCUCCCAGUUACUCCAAACUCUCCUCUUAAACUUUCCAGUAUUCACACGGUGCCAAAAGGCAUGUGAUUGCAUUUAUAAGCACAGGUCAUGGCUACAUCAAACUCUUUAGAACAGAAAUGAUGCUCGGCUUCGUAACGCUGGGUGUGAUGUAACCUCUCAGUCAUGAAGUGUUAUAUCUGCUUGAUGAUGCUGUUUAUAUUUGCUUAUGAAUGCUAAUUUCAUGGCAUGAUGUGGUGCAUAUAUGUAUGACUACUAUGUAUAUUUCUGUACAAAGAUGCUGCAGAGGGGGAUAGUUUAGAGGAAGUUGGUGAGUAGUAUUGAGUACUUGAAAAGCACAAAAAACACCCAAGAUGAAAGAGAAAACAACCAGAUAGUUGUUGUGGGGACACACUGGAAUGACGGGCUUAUUGUGAAUAAUUCACACAGAAAUGAAAAUCCUCACAUGCAGAAUUUUCACUUUGUGGUGAACCAUCCCUUUAAAUGAAGGCUAAUAUUUUUUAUUGAUUGAUUUUAAUAUUUUUAUGAACGAGAUCAAGUGAAUUUUCGAUUAUUCACUUCAUUCAUUAUUCACUAGUGUUGUUGUGUAUGAUCGCACCCGUCAGCACUUUCUUCAUUUUUGGGCACUUAUUUUGUAUUAAAGAGAUGGGUGGGGGUGUGGCUUUAUAAAUAGCCAUGUUGUGAUUGGAGGGCUGAUCUUGCGUUAAUGUCGCGUACUGAAGUUGAGUUUGGACAGCUCUGCAGAUCGUUGUGUAACUGUAACAACACAGUAUUUGUUCUGCGAACAAUCGACUCUUAGCUUUGACCUCUAAAUGUAUUAUCAUGACAUUUGACUUGUCAAAUUUGUAACCAUUUGAUACAGUGAGCUAUUUCAUAUUUUUAAGUGGUAAAUUGAACGAUGCGUGAUAUGUUAAUGAUUGUUUCAUCAGUUACGUUGUAACUCUGCGUUAGACUGUCGCAUCUUCAACGCAUUCAUGUGAAUCAGCGCAUGAAUGUAGUAUUUUCGGUGGAUUGCUGUUAUAUAUUAUUGACUUUUAUAAGAUCGCAAAUAGUGUUUGUUUAAUACAUAAACAUGUACAAAGCUGCUUAUGCUGCAAUUUUUGGAAUACUGAUAUGGAUGUAUGGCAUUCAUUUGCCAGUUUUGUCAUAGCCGAUUCAAGACGACAAUUUCAUUUAUAUAGACAAUGACACCCUACAAUCAAAAAUUAUUUUGGCGGUCACAAUUGACGUACAGAAAAACUGCGCUGCACUAUUUCCCCCCAGUAACUGUACUGACGCCUGAAGCUGGGUUUAUAAUGUACAAGAUCAUUUGCCUUACCUUUAUAAAGCAGUCAGCUGGUAUGAGGAAUGAGUUUUAUCAUUCACAUUUUUUUCUAUACUGUGUUGGUGUGUGUAUUUACAAUACUGAACGAGACAAUGCCAGGCACAUACGUCACACAUGCUGUUAUUUUCUUUCAGCUUAUAACUGGGUUUAUUUUCUUGUGAAAAAAAGUUGAGUUGUUCUCAACUCAGGAAAAUAACCAACUACAUUUUUCAUGUACUGUAUAUAAAAGCUUAAAUUAACCCUGUGAGAGUCUAACAACAAUAGCUUAUUUAUUUUUGUGUUUAGUUAUUAAUUGUGCACUCUUUUUCUACUAUAAUAUUACUUAUAUGUGAUCUUUUGGUAGUAUUGUUACUGCGGCUGACCACUGCUUAUACUCUAAAUGUUAUCAGCAUUACAGUUUCAGCAGUAUCAUUUUAAUAAUCUUGAUGUUUAAUUAAAAAGCAAUAUGUUUCCAGAUGGUCUGGAAAGAGGUGUGAAUAUUUUUGUUUUACAGGUUGGUGAAGGCAUAAUGUGUGCGGCAAUUUCUGGAAAUAUGGACAAUUGUUGUCCAUAGAAAAUGCUGUGUUUAAUACUUUGAGAGAGUACUGAUUUUGCCCUGUCCCACCAAAAUGUUUGGCAUCUGUUCAAUUGGUAUUCAGUUCAUUGUAGUAACCAGUAUUUUUUAGUAAAUCAUUUUAUUCCCAAUCAUUUUAUAUUAAGCUACCACACAUUUUAUUCUGUUACCUGCAGCAUGCCCAUUACAACAUUUAAUUUUUAAGGUUACUAAACAUAAUUUAAAACGGUCUAAAACUCAAUUAAAAAUAAAUAGGAAAACAAAGCGUAAAGUCUAAUAUUUAGCUUGACAUUCUAAAAUAGAUGACCAUCAUCCCCUUUCAAAAUGAUGCUGGCAACUACGUGACUACUAGAAUACAUUGAAGGGCACACAUCGUGAUGAGUAGUAUCAUGUUAGUAUUGCUUAUAACCACUAGAGGGCGGCAUUUGCACAGCAUUUCCCAUUCCUUAAACCAAUACUCUGGGUAAAAUGUAUCUACAUGUAAAACUAUGGUUGCUUAUCAAAAAUAAGCUGUCAGACUCUUAUGGUUUUAAAAACACUGACUAAAGGUCGAUCUUUGGUCGAUGGUUUUUAAUCAUUUAUGUAAUUUGCAAUUAUUGUUCCAGUUGAAAUUGUAUGCUGCUUAAACUCUGUAUUUUUAUUUGCUUUGCUUUAGUUUUUGCUCUCUGCUUGUUCACUCUCAGCAGACUGUAAAGUAUAUGAUAACAUUAAUAAUUUGCACCAAUACAAAUCAUAAAAGGAUUUCGGAAAACUGCAUCAACCAUUAUUGUAAUUUUUUUUAAGAAAUUAUAUUGACGUUCACAAGGGCGUGUAGUAAGGGAUUUUACCCAUAGCUGUACACUUCAAGUUCAAAGUUUAGGCACACUUAACUGAUUUAAGUCCAAAAAAACUAACGGUCCGAGUUAAUUCAUUAAUUUAUUAGCUAAACUAAAAUAAUGUAAUAUAUAAUGUUAUUCUUUUUAAGAUAGAUAAAUUGCACCAGGGAGAUACAGCUGUACAUUUAAUGGGGGCUAUUCUGCAGAAGCUAAAAAUAAGAACAACAUGAACUAACAAUAGUCGGAUUCAAUCUUUUUGUGAUUGCAUGAUUGCUCUUCAUUCAUUUCAUAGAAAAUAUUACUCUUAUUUUACAAUGUAGAAAAUAAUAAAUCAGAAUUAAGCUGGUGUGUCCAAAGUUUUGGCUGGUAAUGUACUGAAAAAUCACCCUUAAAAAAACAUUUGCAGAGAUUUGUUAUCGACCCCCUCCCCCCUCAUCUUUCUCCACCCGUCCUCACCCACACAUGCUGCACAGAUCAGGAAAUGUGUGUUUUACAGAGACCCUGUGCUUGAUGUGAUGGUCCACUGGCCCCGGCGUGCCAGGAAGUGUCUUUUAUCUUAUCUCCUUUUCUCUCUGCCUCCCUUCCCCUUUUUCUCUCUAUCGCUCCAUCUACCUUUGUACGUCAAAAAAUGCUCCCUGGCCUUAUAAACAGAUAAAAGCACAAUCCUGCAUUGUCAGCGAUGGCUUAAAACGACUGUAAUGUUCAGCACGUGCCCUAUAGGGCCUCCGCCCUUUGAUGUGUUUGUACGCCAGACAUGUUGCAGAGAUUGUAGGGCAUUUCUGUUUUUUUAUCGGCCACAUGUUGUGCACAACACGCGUCAUACUGUUUUUCUACCAUCUCAAGUGUAUCUGUUUUUCCAAAGCAUUGUGUUUCCUGUAGGUGGACACAGAUUGGGAUACGCCCUUAGCUAAGCACUUUCUUACUGUAGAUUAAAAAUGUUCAGCUGUCCACUUCAGCAGUUUUUUUAUCAUCCUAUAUGUCCUUCAACAAGGUUCGUAUGAAUUCAGCAUACAAGAAUACUUAUGUUUGUAUUAGAUGAUCAACAUUAUAUUA
Triplophysa rosa is the source of this 7150-nucleotide messenger RNA. It is a transcript of the gene atp9b, whose product is annotated as ATPase phospholipid transporting 9B. Gene Ontology annotation, cellular component: endosome; plasma membrane; trans-Golgi network. Gene Ontology annotation, biological process: phospholipid translocation; retrograde vesicle-mediated transport, Golgi to endoplasmic reticulum; endocytosis. Gene Ontology annotation, molecular function: ATP hydrolysis activity; ATP binding; magnesium ion binding. The coding region runs from base 144 to 3437 and encodes 1097 amino acids. The record is from RefSeq and is a predicted model, not a curated record. NCBI's taxonomy places the organism in Eukaryota, Metazoa, Chordata, Actinopteri, Cypriniformes, Nemacheilidae. The transcript is spliced from 30 exons.